AAUGGGUCUUUGGGCUUGGACAUUAAACUAGAUGUUAACUCCUAAAUUCUGGACUUUGGUUCGAAGAGAAGGUAUUAAUCAACAAUUAUGCUUUAGGAUUUUGGUAAACCUAUAUUAGAAUGCACAGAGCUUAAUCAAGAUCAAGUCAUUAUGCAGGAGGUCAAAAUGGACCAAUCCAAUGUGUAGGUUAGGACUAAUUUGGCAAUAAAUAUUAUGAAGACUUCGAUGUUACACGUAUAAUUUGUGAACAAAACAUUUUUAGAUAGAAAUCAAAGGAGAUGGGUUGAAUAUAAUGAUUAUUUCAACCCAUGGCAUACUCUUGGGGAUAGAGUUCCUCCAGUAUGGCAUGGUUGGAUGGCACAUGUCUAUGAUGAAGCUCCUUCUAGAACUGGGCAUUCAUUUUUUGUUUAGCCAUUUUAUUAGAAACCUGGAACAGAUAAUUAAUCACCAACACCUCAUCAUUAUUUUCCUUAAGGAGCUAUGCAAAAUUUAAACAGAUUAGAAUUUAUGUAAAGAUAGUCUUAAUAAUAUUUAAGUAAAUACCAUAGAGAUAGAAGAGCAGCUCCAUUUGAGCCAGGACAAUCAUAAGGCUUUGAAGGAAAGAGAUUAGUAGUGGAAAGACAGAGCUAUUCAGAGGAUGUUAUGGCUAAUAGAGAAUGAU
Paramecium pentaurelia is the source of this 661-nucleotide messenger RNA. Lineage: Eukaryota; Ciliophora; Oligohymenophorea; Peniculida; Parameciidae. The record is from the annotation of a GenBank genome assembly.